Molecule: messenger RNA, 6349 nt
Organism: Biomphalaria glabrata
Lineage: Eukaryota; Metazoa; Mollusca; Gastropoda; Planorbidae
Exons: 16
Coding region: 255-4010 (1251 amino acids)
Biological process (GO): intracellular signal transduction; peptidyl-serine phosphorylation
Cellular component (GO): nucleus
Molecular function (GO): protein serine/threonine kinase activity; ATP binding
Source: RefSeq, a predicted model, not a curated record
UUCAAAAAUGCGAAUGUGAAAGUGAAGCCAUGAUCUUUUGUACUUAUUUUGUUACUUUAUCAAAGACUCACAGAAGAUAGAUCUAGGUCUAGAAUAGUCUAGAUCUACUAACAUUCUGAUUGUCUUUUAACAUAAUCUAGAUAUCACUAUGUAAAGGAAGACAUGCCCUUUUACUACUGAUCUAGACUCAGACUAGUCUAAGAUCACAACAUAAUUAUAGAUCUAGAUAAUUAAUUAAUAAUAAAUAAAUAAUCAUGCUUCCACCCACUGCUGAAGAUUUCACACUUGUUAAACCAAUAAGCCGAGGUGCUUUUGGUAAAGUUUGGCUCGGUCACAAGAAGAAUAACCCUGAGAAAUUGUAUGCCAUAAAAGUGAUGAAAAAGAUAGACCUUAUCAAUAAGAAUCUUAUCGCUCAAGUGACUGCUGAAAGAGAUGCACAGGCCAGGUCACAAAGUCCCUUCAUUGUCCAGCUGUAUUAUUCCAUACAAACACACUCCAACAUAUUUUUGAUUAUGGAGUACCUCAUUGGUGGAGAUGUGAAAUCUCUGUUGAUAAUGUGUGGGUACUUUAAUGAAGAGAUGUCCUGCAUGUAUGCAGCGGAGGUAACCCUUGCUCUUGAAUAUCUACAUAAAAGAGGCAUUGUUCACAGGGAUCUCAAGCCAGACAACAUGCUCAUCUCUGACAAAGGCCACAUCAAGCUGACAGACUUUGGUUUGUCUAAAAUUGCCUUUGAAAAUAGCAGUCCAAUGUCUGGAAGCAUGACCCCGUUCAAUCAUCGUUACCCUGGGAAAAUGGAUCUUAGAACACCUGGUCAGAUUCUUAGCCUCUCUUCUUCUUUGGACUUUGCUGGUAGCUCAUCACAGAAAAAAUUUCCCCAUGAAAGAGAUAAGACUGUCCUUGACGCAGACAAGACUCCCAUUUUUAACUGCCCCAGCCCCUUGCCUGCGCACCCUCCAACACCGUCUGACAAGUGUCACAAGCAGUCACUUAUACGACGUAUGUUGACACCCGUCAAGAUGAGGUCAUCUUUCCAGACCAGUACACAGCACAGUAGCCUCCUUUCCACUCCACCGGUCAAAAGUUUGACCCCUACCUUGCAGGAUUCACUCGGCUGGAGGAGCUCCUCGGCCAGUGACUCUGUGUCCAGGAAUGCUUGCAGCCUGAUUCAGCUUUCCAUGAUGUCCAGAAACAAUGCUGAUAAUACUUCAGUUUUUAUGGAAGAUUAUACACCAGAGCAUCCAUCCAAAUUGAAUGGGCUUCCUCCAAUAGCCUCUAGUGCUGCUUGCACAGAGGCAUCUGCUUCUUCCAGUGGGAAUCACCUCUCCGCCCAGGCCAGUACUUCUGAUGGGCAUCCACUAAGCUGUGAGAGCCAUGUCAUGCCGCUGCUCAGGGUGGAAGGGGCUGAAGAUGAGACACCAUUGCUCCAUCGGACUCACGACGCCGUCUGGAAAAGCUAUUCAGCAUGCAGCCUCAAAUCCAUGAGAGGUGGAGACUUCAGCCUGAGCGCCUUUGCUGGGGAUACUAAUGAUACAAGUGUAUCGCCAAUCGUCGACAAUUCUAAACCAAAUGUGGACCUGAUGAGCCCUGCAGCCAAUGUUUCAUCAGAACCAGAUUUACCCUUGCACAGGCUUGACAACAAAGUUGCAAGCUUUCCAUCUUUGACUCAAAGUUUGACUGCUGAUUCCAAUACUUCUGUGGAGAUGGAACGUGGCAUGAUCAGCUCCCCUGACGAGUCCCUGAGUGGUAUCCAUGGCUACACAAAAAUCAAGCUACUCUCAACGGCUGGGUCCACUGAUCUUGAACUCUCUAGGGACUUCUCGAGCCACUUGCAGCAGGGUGACCAGUAUUUCAACAGUACCAGACUCUCCUUGGAUUUUGGCGCCUCUGGGCAGUUGAGCUUAGACUCUGGCCCUGAGAUCAAAGAAAUGAGCCAGAUCCAGGGUUUAGGGCGCCUUCCCUUAAAACCAAUCUCUGGGAACAUUUUACCCAAUUUUAAAGUAGUGCCCAGUAAGAGAACAGAACUGUUAGUUACAAAAGAUGAGGGAACUGGCAGUGCCCCGAGAGAGUGUAGAAAGCUAAGUAAACCAGGACUUCGGCGUGUCUUAUCUGACACUUUUGACAAGUGUAUAACCAGCAGUCCGCUGACAGAUGCAGCCAAAAGCUUGAUGUGUAUAAAAAGCAGAUCUUACGAAAUAGGCAAAGAAAAUUUUCGCAGAAGUAGUGUCCCCAGGAGCAUAAACUUUGACCGCAAGCGACCCUUUGAGGCCAUGGAUAGCCAGGAUCAAGCAAAUGGAUUGUACCAGAAUACAUCUAUUUCCCACGGCCACACUGGUUUGUCACCAGAUGUUAGCAGGCUGUGUUUGGACAACAGUGAUGUUGCCCCUCGCAAAAAAAGGCAACUCUACGCUCACAACUUGUUUAACACUAAACUGGAGAGCAGCAUGUGUGAUAAUAACCAACUGGAGACAGAUGCUAAAAAAGCUGAGUUUUGCGACAGGCCGGUUGGCCAGCACUACUGCAUACCACAGCAUCCAAAAGUAGCCAUGCUCAAACUUGGGGGUCACACCAGUAGCACUGGGCUGACGGGACAGCUCAGCGCCUUGGCAUUAAAAGAGUUGGUUUCUGGAAUGCAGAUGAAAUCACAAGAUGCCAAGAUUGAUUGUGCCGCCAAGCAAACACCUUCAUCUCUCCCAGAGCUAUCAAAAGAAUAUGGCGCAGAGAAUUCUCUCCAGCCAAACAGUCUUCACAGGGUGUCUGCUUUGCAUAACUUGGCACAUCUCUACAACAGUCCCAGCAGCUCUCCAUCAAGCCAAAGCUUCAGCCAGGACACAGAUGCCAAAAUAGAUUUCUUCAUAGCCUCUCCAUCUCCUGGGCCAUCCAUGCACUCAUCCCCGUCCGCUGGCAACAGCUGCCUGAAGCCUUUAAUCUUCAAAAAAGGAAUCUCCACCCUGGACAACACUAUUGGCACAGACGUCAGCAACCUGAAUAACACAAUUGAAUUUGAAGAUGCUCCUCCACAGGAAAUCCUGCUGACUGUACCCAUACAGGGAAGAUCUAGGAGUUCUUCCUCAUCAUCCUUGUCUGACAUUGGCUACGUUGAUCCCUUAUUUCCUUCAGAGUCUCUGGCUCAUGCCCUGCCCUCCCCACCCAUUACAAGACAUACCAGUCCUGGACAAGAAUCCAGGUCAAGCAGCCUUUCCCCCGAGGACUGUUUCUCCAAGAAGAGGCAGAUGAAAACGGAUGCUUUGUCUCAAAGCAAGCAGCUGAGGCUGUUAUCCCACCAUGAUCCCAUGCCCAGCAUUGCGGAAAAUAUGAGCAGCAAGGAUUUGGACGACUCAGUUUCUUUUGUAAAACCUUUGAGUGUUAUCGAUGAAAGAGCAGACAAAAACCAGCAGACGUCUCACAUCUCACCACCAAAAGAUCAAAAACUACUGGGUGGAUUGGUUCAAGCAGCAUUGCCACUCAAGGACUCGCUGUUCAAAACACCAUUAAAAACGCCAGCGGCCAGGCUGCAAACUCCACUGCGUACACCAAAGAGUGUUAGAAGAGGCGGCCCUGAAGCUCAACCUGCUGAAGAGAGGAUUCUGGGAACCCCCGACUACCUGGCUCCUGAGAUCUUGUUGCAGAGACCACACGGUUUUGCUGUUGACUGGUGGGCUCUUGGUGUAUGUCUGUAUGAGUUUCUGACUGGGGUGCCUCCAUUCAAUGAUGAGACCCAUGAAGCUGUCUUUGAAAAUAUCCUGAACAGAAAUAUUACAUGGCCAGUUGGGGAAGAAGCUCUCAGUGACCAGGCCAGAGCUGCUGUUGACGCUCUUCUUACAACUGACCCAGAGAAACGUCCAGCAGCGAAAGAGGUGAAGCUAAUGCCUUUCUUCUCCGCCAUGGACUGGUCUAACUUGUUGAACAUGGAACCUCCCUUUGUACCCCAGCCAGACAAUGAAAUGGACACUGGCUAUUUUGAUCCUAAAAAUUCUGUCAGGGGCAUCGUCUUGUCAGCUGUCGACAUGUGAUUAGCCGGGAAAAAGUGUACAUCCAGGUCAGAUGACUUCCAAAGAUUUCAGAGAGUGGAGACUUCAACUAUCCUGGUUGUUCUGCAUGUAUAGACUCUGUGUGGCUCUAACAGAUUGGCUGCCAACAAAAGAUUUGUCUCCCAUGUUGCUAGACAGUGCUGACAAUAUACAUGUUUUCUCUCUCAUUCUUUAUCCUGACAACUUUAACAUCAGACAAAUAGAACGACCUUUGUUAUUCAAGAUAGUUGGAAGUUUUAACAUUGCAUAGAAAAUUGACAUAAAGCUAUUUGAGCGUAAUGUGUAAAUCUGGUCAUAAGUUCGAUGAUGUCUGCUAAGUGAGCCUGCUGAUGAAAAGUUGUUAUAUCUCUUUUUAAAGAGCAGUGUACAUUUUGUAAAUAUGUGUGUGUACAUAAAUGGAGAAGCAAAACCAAUAUUUAUUCACCUGUGCCAAUAUUUUAAAACUGCAUUUUACUGAUAACAUGACACUUCACUGACAUAUGUAAAUGUUGGACCGUUCAUUUUUCCACUUGUUCAUGUUUUUAAACUUUUUUAUUUAUUUGUCAGCAAAUUUUGUUUUUUUUACAAGUUUUUGAGAUAUAAAAAAACCCAUAACUUUUUGAGUUGAUCUACUUAAUUUUUAACAUUUUUAAACAUUAUAUUGACUGGUUUAUUUUUCAAAAUAUAUUCAGAGCAUAAGAACAAAUUUUUGUCUCAGGUUAAAAGACAUUUGGCUGUCUUUUGUUCUCAAUGCGUCCAUCACUUAAAACAUUUCUCUCUACAAGUUUUUCAGGGCACAUUUCUAUUUUAUAUAAUUUUAGUCUUAUAAUUUUUGGAUCUGAAUUUGAUUUUUUUUUUGCCUUAAAUGAGAAAGAAAAAUAACAAAAUAAUAUGCAGUGUCUCCUCCUCAACUAGCACUUCAGCUUUCGUGGCUUCUCUAUGUUGCUGGGGCUUUAUUUAGAGAAAAAAGCAUAGUAAUAAUUUACAGUGUCUCCUUGCCAACUUGCACUUCAGCUUUCGUGGCUUCUCUUUUUUUCGCCAGUUUUUAUAAGAAAAAAAAUUAAAAAUGGGAAAAAUAAUGUCUGAUCUUUGCUUGCUUUUUUUUUUUUUUGUGUGGAUUUUAGUUGAAAUUUGACCCUUGGGAAAUAUAAAAUGAAUUUCUAAAUGGAAAAAAAAAUCCCUAAAUAUAAAAAAUAGAUUCCUAAUAUUAAUUUUAAAAAAGAGACACUUUUUGGGCUCCUCACAAAUGUGCCAACAACACAUAAUUAUUUGUUUGUAUUGUAUCCCACCCAGCACUUGUUGGUUCAGUACAGUGGCAGGCGCAAGAGAGAAAGACUUUAUUUUUACUGUAUUUUGUCUACUGUAUGUAUGUUCCUACUUAUGUACACUACAGUACUCAGACUCAAUGAAGCAUAAAGGCAAUGUCUUGAUUCCAAAGAUUAAGGAUGUGUGCAGUGUUUCACAUGGCCACAAACCUAAUGGCGACCUGAAUAUUUUUCUUACACCCGAUGCAGACAAAGCCGCUGGUGGGUCUAAUUAAGUUCUUUACGUCUCUUGUUCCCUGCCUUCUACAAGGGCUUUCUUUGGGGCAUAAUAGCCAAAGAAAGGUAGGAGUGUAAAGUCUUCAUAUAGUGUAUAAAUCCUUCACUAGGUAAGCCAUUUCCACUUCAAUUAUCUCUGGUCAAAGUAAUUUUCCAAACACACCAAAUGAGAAAACAUUAAAUUGUACUUGAAAGUCUGAAGUGUGUUGUUGUAUAUUGUCUAUUUUAGUUGUUCAACAUUUAAAUUUUUCCCUGAGCCUCAUACCAGUGUUAUUUCCUGCAUCAGCAAAUUCUGUAACAUUUGCUUAGAUCAUAUAGGACUUCUGUUGAAUAUAAUCAUACAAUAUAGAAAAUACUAAAGCAUUAUACCUGCUAGCUAUAACAUAGCUCCACUUUGUAAUUUAUAAGAGUGAAUGUAUUGAUUCACACUAGCUGUCAAAAUGUUACUAUAUCAUCACAGCUUUUAUACUGUAAUUACCAGACAUUCUCUAUCGAUAUGUUUAUAUAUAUAUAAAAGCUUUGCUAUAAAUUACACUUCUAUUUUUGUCCUGGACAUUUGCUAUAAGUCAGACAUGUUGAAAAUGUGCUGUAGCUUCAUUUUUACUUAGGAGUUCAUGAAAUGUUUGCAGAAAGAUGAAAUUAAUAUAUUUUUCAAAUGUCAAACUUUUACUGUCCAGGAAUGAAGUCUAAUGUUACAACUAGUUGCUGUCAGAUUCCAGACUUUUUGUAAUCCAAAUAAUUGUUUCUAUAGUUUUAACUUGAAAAGAUCCAGAACAAAUAAAAAUAUAAUCAACUAGUAAA